Molecule: messenger RNA, 1174 nt
Organism: Austrofundulus limnaeus
Lineage: Eukaryota; Metazoa; Chordata; Actinopteri; Cyprinodontiformes; Rivulidae
Product: sulfotransferase family cytosolic 2B member 1
Molecular function (GO): sulfotransferase activity
Source: RefSeq, a predicted model, not a curated record
CACUGGUGCUGAAUGGAGGAGAUCUGACCCCAAUCAAAACAAUUGUAAACUGGGAUCGAGUCCCAUGGCUGGAAACAACAAGACUGGCACAGAUUGUGGACCAGUUGGCAUCUCCACGUGGACUUGUCUCACAUUUCCCCUACAACCUCAUGCCCCCUUCUUUCCAUACCUCCAAGGCCAAGGUGAUCUACGUCAUGAGGAACCCCAAGGAUGUCUUCGUGUCUUCAUACCACUUCCACCAGAUCACUUCUUUUGUUGACGAUCCAGGAACUUUUGAUGAGUUCAUGGAAAAAUUCCUGGAAGGCAGAGUGAUGAAUGGAAAAUGGACAGAUCAUAUAAAGAGCUGGAAGCGUGCCGAACUGGGAGACAGAAUUUUGUUCAUCACAUAUGAAGAAAUGGUUCAGGACCUGCCAGCAUCUAUCAAGCUUAUGUCAGACUUUCUGGGCAAUAAUCUGAGUGAAGAAGUCAUUCAGAAGAUAGCAGAACAAUGCUCUUUCAAGACCAUGAAGUCAAACCCCAUGUCCAACUUUAGCCUGGUCCCCAAGAAAUACAUGGACAUCGAGAAGGCUCCUUUUCUGAGGAAAGGAAUUGCUGGAGACUGGAAAAACCACUUCAACUCAGAACAACUGGCCCGGUUCACAUCUGUCCUUCGCAAAGAGCUGGAGGGAGAGAACUUCUCUCUGCCAUGGAGCCUGGACUGACCAGCAAAGACAGAAUGAAGUCUGGGAAUAAAGAGAAGACCUCCACAUUUUAGUUAUAAUUAACAAAUAAAAUAAGMGACUGCAGCUGACUUUAAGAUUUACUUAAUGAGAUUUACAUAACAAAAAAUACUUUUGGUUUUCUAAGAAAUUUGRUGAUUUCUAUUGAGUCUUAACUGCAUUUCACACACAAUUAUACAUGAGAUGGUUAGAAUAUGUUAAAAUCAUUGUGUAGUCAGUWCACUUUUAUUCUGUGAUUAGGUUGUUAUGAGAACAGCAAGUUCUGAGGGAUUAUUUAGUUACCUYUCUCGCACUGAGACAACACAAUCAGACAUGAUGUUUCUACAUCUGAGAUUUCAGUACGUUGUUUGAGAGCUGGGUCACCUGCUACAUCCUGUCCCCUACUUCAWCUGUCAUUUUCAGGAGGCAUGACUCAGUUGUGGAGACACUAUUAAAAUAUACUGUUUUAAAAUGAA